Molecule: messenger RNA, 3685 nt
Organism: Mytilus trossulus (common blue mussel)
Lineage: Eukaryota; Metazoa; Mollusca; Bivalvia; Mytilida; Mytilidae
Product: cyclin-dependent kinase-like 5
Exons: 13
Coding region: 475-3462 (995 amino acids)
Biological process (GO): protein phosphorylation; regulation of RNA splicing
Cellular component (GO): nucleus
Molecular function (GO): protein serine/threonine kinase activity; ATP binding
Source: RefSeq, a predicted model, not a curated record
UAAAUGGAAUUUAAAAAUUCUAAAAUGAUUUUCAUCAUUUAAAGUGCGGAUAUGUUUUAACAUUUAUAUAAUUGAUAUAGUUAAGUGUUUGACAGUUAAACUUUGAUAAUGUUGAAAGGUCAACGGAAUAUGAACAAACGGUUAAAUGUUAUUACAUGAAAUUGAUGUAAUUGAAAAAUCAUAUUUCUACAUUUCCCUAGAGUGCCUCGUUAACUGAUAAAUUUCACAAUAGAGUGGUAGAGUCAUUGAUGAUUUAAUGAAGUGGUAAUAUCCUGUGGGAGGCCCCACAUUUAUUACACACACAUUCACAGCAGCCUAUUUUACGUGUGUUGUUCUACAGUAGUUUGUCAGACUUUGUAAAGUGAUACUACACACUAAACAUACUGGAUGCUGAUUGCUCCUCAGACAUUCUGAACUCCUUGGCUCUUUUGGUUUAUUUUGAGGGAAGUAUCUAGAGGCACUAUUCAGUAGAGAAUGAGAGUUGAUGGGAUAUACAGCAACAAAGAAUGGGGGAAAAUGCCGGCCACACACUAUAAUCCUUCUGGCACCGGUUACAAUAGUUACAAAUAUGACACUGGACAAACCUCUUACCAAAGCUCAUAUCGUAGUCGAUUUCUUCAAGACCAGAAAGAUACAAGUGAACAGGGAACAUGCAUUGCAGACGACGACGAUGGUCACCUGAUAUAUCAAGCGGGAGACUUGCUACAAGCUAGAUAUGAAGUGGCAUCCACCUUAGGAGAAGGAACUUUUGGAAAAGUUGUCGAAGUCAAAGAUGUGCACAGAAAUCAGGAACAUAUUGCCUUGAAGAUCGUCAAAAACAUAGAAAAAUACAGAGAGGCCGCCAAACUAGAAAUCAAUGUCUUAGAAAAAAUACGGGAAAAAGAUCCCGAAGGAAGAUACCUAUGUGUUCAGAUGAUGGAAUGGUUUGACUACCAUGGUCAUAUGUGUAUAGCUUUUGAUAUGUUAGGUCUCAGUGUAUUUGAUUUUCUGAAAGAUAAUCAUUAUAUACCUUAUCCAUUAGAUCAAGUACGACACAUAGCAUAUCAACUGUGUUACGCAGUAAAUUUUUUACAUGAAAACCACCUCACACAUACAGAUCUGAAACCAGAAAAUAUAUUAUUUGUAAACUCUGAUUUUACCGGUGUAUUUAAUCCUAAAAAGAAACGAGAUGAGAGAACAGUAAAAUGUACAGACAUUCGGUUGAUAGAUUUUGGUUCAGCGACAUUCGAUCACGAACACCAUAGUACUAUAGUAUCAACAAGGCAUUACAGAGCUCCUGAAGUUAUAUUAGAACUUGGCUGGGCUCAACCUUGUGAUGUAUGGAGUAUAGGGUGUAUUAUAUUUGAAUUGUAUACUGGUUUUACAUUAUUUCAAACACAUGAUAAUAAAGAACAUUUAGCAAUGAUGGAGAGAAUAUUAGGAACGUUACCGUACAGAAUGAUAAAGAAGACAAAAGUACCAGACUUGUUCUGGCAUGGGCGACUUGAUUGGGACCCGACAACCAAUGCAGGCCGUUAUGUCAGAGAAAAUUGUAGGCCUCUUUAUAGUUAUAUAAGAGACAAGGGCAGCGAACAUCGACAGGUACUUGAAAUUAUUGAAAUGAUGCUAGAAUUCAUGCCAACAGACAGAAUGAAACUCAAAGAUGCCAUGAAACAUCCAUUCUUUCGUCCAGUUAAAAAACAACACCCUAACAGAUACCCUGAAUACACUCCAACACCUGACAGGGAAGCCAAACCACCCACCAAAUCAAGGAGAUCAUCACGUAUUGUGGAGGAAGUUAAGGAAGAGGAGGCACGAGCAAAAGCUGAAGAAAAAAAGGUCGAUGCAGCAUGUGCCAUGCAAUGUGAUGAUGAUAAUCUGGCCCCUCAGUUGUCUAUCGAUGAAAAAGAUGUCGAUGAUGUUCGAUAUGAGCAUAUUUUGAAAGAUGAGGAAGCUCGGACAAAAAUUGAUAGUGAGCGUAGCCCGAUUCAGCAUGGCAUCAAUCUCCCAGCUCUCGAAGAGGAAAAAUCACGUUCUGAGCCAAAGAUUUUGAACAAUUUAAAACCACCAAAAAAGUUUGACGAUGAAGAAAAAGAGAAACCAAAAUCAGAAGAAACAUGUAAAACAAGGUCAAGAGACAUUUUUGAUACCGAGAUGAAUUUGUUAAAUAUGAAAUUACGACAUAUCAAAGAAGAAUUUCAGAUGGAAUCAAAAUCAGAUCCAAAAAGUGUGGAAGCUGCCUCUGCCAGUAAAAAUGUGGGGAAAAAAGAAGAAGAAAAUAAACCAAUUGUGGAAAAACCAAAACAUCAAAAGUUGAGUGAUGCAUCAAUGGUAGAGGCAAAUCUUACUCCAACACAGAUGGUCAGGCAAUGGCUACAGACUCCGACAGUAGGGGGAAAAUCAGACAAAAGUCCUCAAGGUUCUAUCAGUCCCGCUGUAGCAAGGAAGGACUUGGCCCACGUGAGAAGUUCUUGUAGUCCAUCAAGUUCUAAAGACGAUGAACAAGGGAAUGCUGACGACACAUCAUCAAGGAGGAGAAAUAGACGACAUCGGCAGGAAGCGGAAGCUGAAUCUUUCGACAAUGAGGAGGCGACGGAUCUUGAUGCCAGACUUGAAGCACGACGAGCUGCUCGACUAAAGAAGAAUACAGAUAGUCAAGAUGUCUCUCAAACGUCUCAAACUUCUAGCUUAGAUGAUACUGAGGCAAGCGAGACUAGAGAGCAGAGAGCAGCAGCAAGACGACUCCGUAGAAAUAAAAAGGUAGUAGAGCAAGAACCACCUACAGAACCUAAAAAAAAUGAGAUCAGUAUGAGAAGUAUAUUUGACUUUUUCAAAAAAACAACCCCUGAACCCAUCAAAUUAUAUCCUGAUUUAUUUGUGGAUCACUGUCCCAAAGAAAAGAGUGCUUCAGUUAAAACUGACAAAUUGGAAAACUCAGAAUCGACAAAUCCGUUGUCCAUAGAAUGUAAAACAAAUUGUGAUAAUACAGCUGAAGAAUUCGAAGCCAGAACAGAUGAUGCCACAGAGACGCUGGAUACCACCCUUGUGGAAGAAAACGCACCUGUGGCAGCUAAUGUGGAGGAAAAUGGACCCGUGGUUGUGGAGGCUACUAUUGAAGAAAAUGGACCCGUAGAAGUCACUUCAUUGAUAUCUGUGGAUGUGGAGGCGACUGUUGAAGAAAACGGAACUACAGAAGACACUUCAUUGAUAUCUGUGACUGUGGAGGCUGAUGUUGAGGAAAAUGGACCUACAGGGGACACAACUUUGAUAUCAGUGGAUGAGGUGGACAAUAAUGUGACAUUGACAGAAGAAAACAAUUCCAGGGUCGAACCGCAAAAUGAUAUCACAGUUGUCGAGGGAAACGAAUCUAAGGAUAAUAUUGAAAACAGUGAUAAUGUUUCUGCUAGCGCUUUCAUGUGUGUGCCAACACAAAUUAUAAAAUUUCCUGGAUCUCUACAAACUGAAGAAUCUGUGGAUAGCUAAUGGUUUUCAUUCGUUACAUUCGACAGCCUGAGAAUCCAGAACAUCAAGAAUUUUUCGAUUUCAUCAGCUCCAUGUUAAUGUAUGACCCUACGGAGCGUAUCUCAUUACCCGAGGCUUUCAGACAACCUUUCUUCUCCCCCUACUUCAGAACAGACCAAGCCACAGACAAUGACAAUGGUGAACGAGACAGGUCACAUAGUACCAGUAGAUGACUAUAGGGAAC